GCUUGCAGGCUGGGUCUGAGUCUAUAUUAGUCUUUGUGGUUAGGCCCUCGCUGUUGUGAGAGUGUGCUUGCAGGCUGGGUCUGAGUCAAACUGAAACUAGAUAAAGAGAAGUAACCACUGUCUGGUUUUGACAUGUUGAUAUUGUGUGACAGUGGUCAAUGCUAAUGAAUUCAGAGAAGCUACUGUACCAGGUUACUUUAUAAGGUAACCUCAGCUUAUUGAUACACACAUACAUUGACGUAGGUGAUCAUACCACCAGGUAGUGACCACAUGUAUAUAAUCAGCUGUGAACUUGUGAUGUUAUAGGACAACUAUGUGUAACUUUGCUGCUCUGCCAGCAGUUUCCUGUGGAGUUUUUCUAAUGUCAGUGUUUCCUGUAUGUUGGUGGGUUUAACUGAUCUUAUCUGCUUAAAGGUUUGUCACGUCAUAGAAGUAAGGAAGUAAUGAGAUAGAAGUCAUAUAGCCUAGCAGUAUUUCUCACUCUUCAGUCCUCUCUUCAUGACAGUAGACUUGUUUCGUCAGUGGAGCCCCAGUUAGAGACAGAUAUGAUACCUGCAGUGGUACUGAUGACCCUGUUGUGGAGCAGAGAUCUCCAGGCUCAAAGUGUCAGUCCACCAGCUGAAUACUCAGUCAGACUGGUGAAUGGGACCACUUCCUGUUCUGGGACAGUGGAAGUCUUCUACAGAGGAGAGUGGUCAGGUGUAUGUACUGGUGGGUGGAGCAUGAGAGAGACUAAGGUUGUGUGUAGAGACCUGGACUGUGGGAAUCCUGUAGCUGAAUCUAGAGGACCUCUGAUUGAAUAUGGAAGAAGAGGAGUCAGAAUUUGGAUUUGCAGUGAACAUGAGUCUUCUAUUAGACAGUGUGUCAACUUAGAAGGAUCUGGUGCCUGUGAUGGUAGAUAUUAUCAUCAUGUGAUCUGUUCAGAGUCUGUGCGGCUUGUGGGUGGAGCUGGUCUCUGCUCUGGGAGAGUGGAGGUGAAGUCCAAUCAGUCCUGGGCCUCAGUGUGUGAAGCUGACUUUGACCGGCAGGAUGCAGAGGUAGUCUGUAGGGAUGUUGGCUGUGGGGCUCCUGCAGCUCUACAGGGGGGGCUCUAUGGAGAAGGUGAGGGUCAGACCUGGGAUAAAGAGUUCCAGUGUAAAGGCAAAGAGUCCCUUCUCCUGGACUGUGACACCUCAGACAGAAAACACAACACCUGCCUACCUGGUAAUGCUGUUGGACUCACCUGCUCAGAGCCUGAUGAUGUGAGGCUGGUGGGAGGAGGCAGUCGCUGUGCUGGUGGAGUGGAGCGGUACGACCAGGGAGAGUGGAGGACUGUGGGAUCUGUAGACAAGAAACAUGAGAAUGUAGCUGCAGUAGUGUGUAGACAGCUGGGAUGUGGAUCCACUGUUUCAGUACUUCCUGGAGACACCACUAGAGGGUUUGGAGUUUCCUGUUCUGGAUCUGAGUCUUCACUGAGGGAGUGUUUGACAAGUUAUGAUCUCCUUCCUGGACUCACAGUGAUCUGCUCAGAUCUCCUGGUCCAGCCUGAUAUCUUCCUGACUAACCCAAUGGGAGGGGUCUCCAGGGGCCACCAGGGGCCUGAGAUGUUCAGGGGCUACAACUUCACCAUCACCUGCUCCACUCAGCCACAGUACCCAGGAGGCUCCUUCCUCCUCACGUUCACCGGCUCCAACAGAACCCAGAUCCAGCCAGCUGUCAAUCACUCUGCUGCCUUCCUCUUCCCUGCUGCAGAUGACUCCCACCAAGGGAACUACAGCUGUGUUUAUGACAAUUAUGUUUUCUCUCAUAACUUCUCCUCUGAGAGUGAGCUCCUCCCCCUCGCCAUCACAGCCUCUCCUCUGCCAGCCUUCAUCAUCAGACACGUUGUAGUGCUGCUGAUCCUACUGACAGCCAUCACCACCUCCUACCUGUACUACAAGCCCACCAGGAGGCAGAAGAGAGUGAACAGGGUGAGCAGCAUGGAUCUUGAUGUCAAUGCCAUGGAGAUGGUCUCUCUGAGCUCCAGAGCUGAAGCUGGACCGGGAGAGGAGAGAGCAGCCCAGGGGACGGAGUAGGAGUAGAAUGAAGCUGACCCUACAUGCUGAUCUUAGGUCAGUUUUGUGUUUUAAGUCGAUGGUCAGCUGUGUACUGGUGUUUAAAAUGUGGUGAUAAACCUGAAGUGGUUCUAAUUUUAAUAACAAGUUCAGAAUUAGUUUAUCUUUCUAGAACCUUGGAAGAAAUCUAAAAGGAGUGACUGCAACCACCAUUAUUCAUUUAGUUUGGUUUUUACCACCAGAGAAACAUGGGGUUCUGGGUAACAUGGGGUUUUGGUAACAUGGGGUUUUGGGGUAACAUGGGGUUUUGGGUAACAUGGGGUUUUGGUAACAUGGGGUUUUGGGGUAACAUGGGGUUUUGGGUAACAUGGGGUUUUGGGUAACAUGGGGUUUUGGGUAACAUGGGGUUUGGGGUAACAUGGGGUUUUGGGUAACAUGGGGUUUUGGUAACAUGGGGUUUUGGGUAACAUGUGGUUUUGGUAACAUGGGGUUUGGGUAACAUGGGGUUGGGUAACAUGGGGUU
Oncorhynchus nerka (sockeye salmon) is the source of this 2556-nucleotide messenger RNA. RefSeq names its product CD5 antigen-like. Lineage: Eukaryota; Metazoa; Chordata; Actinopteri; Salmoniformes; Salmonidae. The transcript has 8 exons. Gene Ontology annotation, molecular function: serine-type endopeptidase activity. Gene Ontology annotation, cellular component: plasma membrane. Bases 546 to 2054 code for a protein of 502 amino acids. The record is from RefSeq and is a predicted model, not a curated record. Gene Ontology annotation, biological process: zymogen activation.